Messenger RNA from Cygnus atratus (black swan), 2026 nucleotides. Its product is annotated as putative methyltransferase-like protein 7A. Lineage: Eukaryota; Metazoa; Chordata; Aves; Anseriformes; Anatidae. Gene Ontology annotation, molecular function: S-adenosylmethionine-dependent methyltransferase activity. The record is from RefSeq and is a predicted model, not a curated record. The transcript is spliced from 2 exons. The coding region runs from base 98 to 829 and encodes 243 amino acids.
CAUAUCCGGUUCAGAGGUAGCUCUGGCACCGGGAAAAGCUUCAGGCAGAGCGUGCUGAGCUCCCUGCACGCCCGCUUGCACGCCCAGCUCCACGCAGAUGAUGCUCGCCUCCAUUCUGCAGAGCUGCGUCCAGCUCCUCGUCUUGCCUGCGCACGUAUUCACCUACCUGGGCUUGUGGGACUCCUUCUAUAAGAAAGUUUUUCCGUAUAUCAUGGCUAAGAUGGCGCCAGCCUACAACCAUAAAGUCUACAAGCAGAAACAAGCCCUGUUCAGCAACCUGCGAACAUUUGCAGGCCCUUCGGGCCAGCUCACCUUGCUGGAAAUUGGCACGGGCACCGGCACCAAUUUCCAGUUCUACCCACCAGGCUGCCGGCUCACGUGCACCGACCCUAAUCCCAAUUUCCGCAAGUUCCUCCUCAAGAGCCUCUCGGAGAACCAGCACCUCAAGCUCGAGCGGUCGGUGGUCGCCUCUGGCGAGGACCUGCAUCAGAUUCCGGACGGCAGCAUGGACGUGGUGGUGAGCACCCUGGUGCUGUGCUCUGUGAGCAGCGUCCAGAAGGUCCUGGCCGAAGUUCUGCGGGUGCUCAGGCGGGGUGGAGCUUUCUACUUCUUGGAGCAUGUGGCUGCAGAUCAUUCCAGCUGGACCUACUUUUGGCAAAAGGUCUUUGACCCACUCUGGAAGUGUUUUGGAGAUGGGUGUUCCUUGAGCAGAGAGACGCAGAAGGAGCUGGAGAAAACUAAUUUCUCAGAACUGAAUUUAAAGCACAUUUAUGUCACACCUUACUGGAUCCCUUCUAGUCCUCAUAUCAUUGGGUAUGCAGUAAAAUAAAGGACUGUGAGCACUGCAGGACACGGGACCUCUCUUCAGCACUCCUUCCAUGCUUUAAAUGAGGUUUUUCACUGGAUAGCACCCUUACAGCCAACCCAUAUACAGCAGCUAGCAGCUAGAAAGAAGAAAAACAUGGAAAACAGUGAGCAUCCACAGCUCAUGCAAACCAGGAAUCACUCUCCUUUUGUUAGACAGGCUUUCUGGGUAAAGUUCUUAAAUAGAGCUGUCACACAAGGACCUGGCAAACUGGAAAGAAGAAUAGACAACACAUUUCAGACAAUACAAAAUAAAGAGUCAGCAUCUUAGAGAGCUGAGAAAGGAGAGAGCGAAGAAAGGGAACAGAAAAUACAUGCAAGCAAGAACAGAGAGCUAACAUUUCCUAAUGGCGGAGAAUAAUGCCCAACCGUUCACGUUUCCAAUACAGGACACAUACAUAAUAGAUACAGCAUCAGUACGAGCAUUUUCAUUUCAGUCUUCCCAUUAUGAACUACCUUUAGGAGCAGGCGUUCAUUCACCCAUGCCAGUACAAGUCCUCCCUGACAGGAAUUCUGUUUUUUCAGGGAAGUGCUCAUUAGAGCACCAGUUUGCCAUACAUAGUUCUCACUGGCCGUUAGAUGCUGAUGUUAUCAGCACAGACUUAACUCAAAACAGCAACCCAGAAAGCCAAAAACUGUUCUUACACUGGGAGAAAAUUGGUUUUUGUUAAAUCCGGUGGCAGAAACCUCAUCUCCACUGUAAAAUGCUCUCUGUUACUAGGGCAGCUGUGUCCUCAAAGCCCUUUGGUCAUGCUCUGCUAAUGUGUUUCACCUGUGCUUAAACUCUUCACUUUCUACUCUCCUGGUGAGCUAGAUCACACCUGUAAGAUGUCUUUUUUUAAAAGCCAUGAGUUGCAUUAGAAAUGUUUUCCAGUUAAACUCCUCUAGGACACCAAGAGAAGGUGCUGCCUUCUUGGCCACAGUUGAGUCUUUUCUAUGAUUUCCUACAGUAUAGCAGCAAAGCAUUAAAGCCCAGUACAGAUUAUAUUUAUAAUGCACUUCUUGACUCUAUUUUGUCCUUCACACACUUCCAAGCGCUCUAUACAGAAAGUACAUCUGAAGUAAUUCCAUUGUUCAGAUUUGUUUCUCUAAUGUAGUUACCACAAGGUAGAGGAAUGAAGAUAUGACAACCGAGUUUGUUAAUAAAGCAGUCUAAUAAUGA